AUGACUCCGCAGGUCGAAAAUAAAAACAAAGUGCAUCUGGGAAUCGACAUCGGCACGAGUUCCGUCAAGUGCUGCGCUAGACAAGGCGUCGUGUGAGCUAUUUCUAAAACCAAUCUGAAAUGCCCAAGUGAAAGGAAAAUCAAGAAGUUUUAGAAUUCUUUGCAAUUUCGCCCAGAGCUACGAAAAAGACUGCGGCGCGACGCAGGACGCUGUCCACGUGCUUCAGACGGCUCUCGCCGUCAUCCACGUUAGUUUAUCUUUCUUUCGAAACACUUUCUGUCACUUUUCAUUGGAAAUCUCAAAGAAUGAUUCCGAUCGAAGUAUAUCGCUUUUCCAAGAAAAGUAUGACGCGCCGAAGUGACUCUGCAAACAAUUCCGAUAAGGGGUCCCGUAUCUUUCUCGCAAUUUAUCAAAGGAAAAAAAGUUAGUUGACGAGGGAUUGCAGAAGACGUGCGAAGAAGUGCAUCUGCCUAUCGACGACGUCUGGAUAUGUGGUCAGAUGCACGGAGUUGUUCUUUGGAAGGCCGAGUCUCUCCGAGACGGCUACGCCAGAGGCUUUUUCUGCGUUUUUCUUUCAAUCUUUUAGUCUUCCCGUUUUUAGAAACGUUCAUUUCCUCGCCACUUUACAAUUGGAUGUACGAUUAUGAAGAUAAAAUUUUCCUAAAAACUCUUCCAAGGUGACUCAUAACUUGAAACAGCAAACUUUUCAUUAGUUGAAGGUGUGAUUCGUGUGAGGUUCAUCCAGGGUACGGCAUGGCUACUCUCGUGUACCUUGCACAGAAAGAUCCGGAGAACCUGAAGGUUUUCAAAAGAAGUCUAACAAGGCCACUUUUGUUUGAAGCGUUUUGAUCGCUGUGGAACUAUUAUGGAUUUAUUCGCAAACGUGCUCUGUCAUAGAGAUGACGUUGUGAUGGGACGGCAGAACGCGCAGAGCUGGGCAUUCUGCCAAGAAGACAGUUGGCAGUCUGACGUCGUGAGGGCCAGCCUUCGAGUUCUCUGCUCAUUCGAGAUUCAGGUGAGUCUUCUUCCUGAGCAUCUUCGGCUUCCGCGUAUCGAGCCGAAGGACGGCGUGGUCGGCGAGGCUCAGGUCAAGAAGCUCAAGGGCGCCACUGUGCACGUUCCUUCCGGAGAUCUGCAGGCUUCCGUCGCGUCCCUCCGUUUUCACUCGAAGACCGCUUGUGAGUUUUCAAGGCCCUUUUUCAGAUUAUGACGACAAGCUUUUCAUCAAAACAGUAAAUUACUUGAAAUUCCGAUAUCAUGUAACAUUUAUUAUCUUAUUCAUGUUACAUUGUUGAAAAAUCAGAAAAUAAUUUUGCAGAUCUGGUGUUAGGAACAUCGGCGCAGCUUUGCACGGCAGUGGAGGAGAAUUCGCCGGACUUGAACCGACUUCCGCCAUGCGUCGUCAACCUGCCUUUCGUCGACAGGAAGCGGCUUCUGGCGGCGCGCUCGAUGAACGGUGGCAACGCAAUAGAGUCUUUUCUCAAGGUGAAGUCAACUCUGUACACCAACUUGGUCCAUCAAGUUUCAGAACACGAAUACUUUUGAGAGAGAUUCUUUAUUGUGUAAACUUUUUUGUGACUGAUAGCCUUAACUGUCUGUUCAUGAUUUUUAGAUGCUCGUCGAAGAUUGGCAAGUUGCCCCGUCAUUUUCCCUUUCGCUCCUUGGAGACCUCAUCGGGAAACUUAAUCGCGGUCGGUUUUUAUUCGAACCAGCUUCAAAGCAUGAAGGUCUCCCUGUCAUGACUCAUAUUUUAAAAAAAAACAGAGCCUCAGCUUUUGUCACAACCCUUUUUUUUUCUCAAAACGACUAUACGUAUUCACAAAAGAGGUAACUUCCAUCCAAGUCUGGAAAGUAAUUUUUAAAAAAACUCUAUCAAUCAAUUAUAUUCUUAUAGAGACAAAAAAAGUAGAUAAAUUUGAUCAGAAAUAAUUUCUAGGCAUUCUAACUAGUCCAGUAUCAAAAAAAGCAUUAAAAAUCAAACGAAAAGCUCAUUUGCAGAAGAAACGCACAAAGACGAAACUCUGAAGGUUACGCCUACUUUCUUUCAAGAGAGGGGACAAGAACACAAAGGAGUUUAUAUUUCUGAACGUCCAACAACUUCGAACCACCUGCAGGUUAAGUUGAGAUCCAAGAAAAUAUUUUUACCUGACGAGUUGGAGAUGAUGGACGCUGCGCACGAAGGCAUCGUAGAGAACAUCUUCUCGAUGUUUCCCUUGGAGUCGCUGCAGCAGCUCGGCGUGAGUCGCAUCGUCCUGAUCGGCUCUGCAGACGAGCCCCGGUUCGCGCGACACGUCCGUCGCAGAGUCGACGGCUUUCUCCAGGUCACCGACGAACCCAACGUCGUUUCGGCUGCUUUGGGAGCGACGUUGCUCACGACGCCUCAUGUGUAA
Molecule: messenger RNA, 2390 nt
Organism: Caenorhabditis auriculariae
Lineage: Eukaryota; Metazoa; Nematoda; Chromadorea; Rhabditida; Rhabditidae
Source: the annotation of a GenBank genome assembly